ACACAGUGCCACAGUGCCAUAGUAUCGGACCGGAAAUUGUCCAGACUGUGUAACCAUGGUGACGCCACGCGAGCACCGUCAACAUUCACAUCCUGUUGUAGAUCCACUGUCACCUCUUGGUGAUUUUUUUACGAAGCCAAAUGAAUAUAGAUGAUAUACUCGAUGAAUGUCAAACCAAGAAAUGGGAGUCUUUAAAUAUCAGUCACCGCGGUUUAGUUUUACUGCCUGCACGCAUUUCAGAGCUGAUAACUUUAAAGAAAUUAUUCCUCAACCACAACCAUCUCAUUUUACCCCCUGAAGAGAUUCUGCACCUUGAUCAGCUUGAAGAACUCAUCCUGGAUCAAAACCAGCUGACUGUGCUUCCUAAUAACAUCAGCGCCCUGAAACACCUGACAUACCUGGGAGUAAACCACAACCCACUCUCCGUCCUCCCUGAGGCUUUGGGAGAACUUGGAGAACUCAGAGAGCUCUGGGCCAUAAACUGUGGACUCAUUUCUGUCCCACCAUCUAUUGGCAAACUCAGCAAGUUGCAAAAACUUGGUCUGAGUAACAAUUCCAUCACGACUUUGCCAUCACAGUUUGGGAGCCUCAGAAGUCUGCAGUGGUUGAACUUGGCUGAUAAUAAAAUAGAGGAUGUACCAGAGGAUUUGAAAAACUUACAGUCACUAGUCUUCAUCAAUUUGAAUAAGAACAGCUUCAAAAAGAUUCCAAAGGCACUCACAGAAAUGCCAAGUCUUCAAGUUCUUCUUCUUAACUUCAACAGUGUUACCUCACUGGAGGACGAUUUAGUCCUAGGUUUCAGCAGACUUAUAAAACUUGACCUCAGGCAAAACCCAUUAACGCUCAGACCACAUCAUUGGAAGGGUCUGGAUUUUAUAUUGCUAGGCAGCACAGAAACUGCAAUGGAUGAUAUAUGAUAAAUACACAAUAAAUCUGAAUUGUCCAGUG
Molecule: messenger RNA, 948 nt
Organism: Pangasianodon hypophthalmus (striped catfish)
Lineage: Eukaryota; Metazoa; Chordata; Actinopteri; Siluriformes; Pangasiidae
Product: leucine-rich repeat protein SHOC-2
Exons: 4
Coding region: 141-917 (258 amino acids)
Molecular function (GO): protein binding
Source: RefSeq, a predicted model, not a curated record